Xiphophorus maculatus (southern platyfish) is the source of this 1480-nucleotide messenger RNA. Its product is annotated as polymeric immunoglobulin receptor-like. The transcript is spliced from 8 exons. The record is from RefSeq and is a predicted model, not a curated record. Bases 150 to 1322 code for a protein of 390 amino acids. NCBI's taxonomy places the organism in Eukaryota, Metazoa, Chordata, Actinopteri, Cyprinodontiformes, Poeciliidae.
UCCAGAUCGUGUUGUUCAUCUUGUCUGCAGCUUUGAGUUUUGUGAUCAGUGCUGAAGGUUUGAUCGAAGUGUUUGGAUAUGAGGGAAGAGGUGUAAAUGUUUCAUGCCACUAUGACCAGGGAUAUGAGAAUAGCAAAAAAUACUUUUGUAUGAAUGACUGUGGCUCCAGUGACAUUCUCAUUACAACAAAACAGAAGAAUAAAGGCAAAUAUUCCAUCACUGAUGAUAAAAAUAACAGAAUCGUCACAGUGACCAUCUCUGAUCUUCAAUCACAUGAUGCUGGGAAAUACUGGUGUGGAGUCACUAGGUGGGGAAAAGAUACCUACAGUGAAGUAAAACUGUACAUAAAAGAAGACAGAUGCUGCUACAAAGUGAAUAAAAUCCAAAGUAUUGAGGAAGGUUCAGUGACCAUCAGCUGUCCGUACGACUCUCAGUCUAUCAACAAGCUGAAGUUCCUCUGCAGAGGAAACCGGCCCUCCACAUGUCGACAGCAGGCAGUGAUCACCUCUAGCAACACACAAAAUGGACGAUUCAGACUCUCUGAUGACAGGAAGUCAAGAAUAUUCACAGUGACCAUUUCCAGUCUGACCCUGAAGGAUUCUGGGUCGUAUCUUUGUGGAGUCCAGAGAAACUCAGGAUUUGAUGUUUUCUCUGCUGUUGAACUGAAGGUCAAAGCAGAAUUGUUCUGUCUGAAGUCGUACAACAUCAGUGGCAUCGAGGGACGUCCAGUAACUCUGCAGUGUCCUAAUUCAGGACAACAACAUGAUAACAAGAAGUUCCUCUGUAAAGGAGACCAACACAACAACUGUACAGACAUGAUGGAGAACCAAACAAAGUUCAAGCUGCUCAAUGUCUCCUCCACCUGUUUCUCUGUGAUCAUCACUGAACUGGAAGCAGCUGAUGCAGGAACAUACUACUGUGGUUCAGACUCUCAGCUGAGAUUCACAAAGAUACAACUGGCAGUCGUCUCUUCAAAUCAAACCAGCUCUGUGGCUCCAACCAGCUCUGCUGAACAGGUUACAUCACAGCCACCAUCGCUGUCCCCAUCAUCACAUAAACCUGAUGUUUCUUUAUUCUACAUUCUGCCUGCGGUCUUCGCUCUGCUUCUGAUCCUGACAUUUGUCCUUUUGCUGGUUUUAAAAUACAAAACAAGGAUCAAGCAAGUGGACAGAAUCAAUGCAAACGUGUUGUACUCUGCUGAUAAUAAAGUGGAGAUGAGAAUCAAUGAUAUCUAUGAGUUACAAGAAGAUGCUGUUUACAUGAACUCUUCCACUCCAAACAUGUUAAGUCAUGACAAUGAUAUCUACAACAACGUCCUUUAAAGGAGACCUGCAGAAAUUAGGAAACACGUGACCAGAGUUUCUGCCAUCUUCUGUAACAGCUCAAUAAAGCAACCAAAUGCUGGUGUGUUUUCAUUUAGACAUGUUUUUAAUAUUUAUUAAAUAACGUUAUCUGAACGUGAGCUAUUCAAUAUUCACAA